GAGUAGCAAUGAAUGACACUAGUGACUUGGACCAGCAAAUUGAAAUGCUCAAGAGGUGUGAGAUCAUUACAGAAGCGCAAGUCAAAGCGCUAUGUGCGAAGGCGAGGGAUAUCCUAAUCGAAGAGUCCAAUGUACAAAAAGUUGAGGCCCCGGUUACAGUUUGCGGCGACAUCCAUGGUCAAUUCUAUGACCUAAAGGAGCUCUUCAAAGUAGGCGGGGAUGUUCCUGAUACAAACUAUUUGUUCUUGGGUGACUUCGUCGACAGGGGUUUUUACAGUGUAGAGACUUUCCUGUUACUUAUAGCCCUAAAGGUGCGUUAUCCAGAUAGAAUUACUUUGAUAAGAGGAAACCACGAAAGCAGACAGAUAACGCAAGUUUAUGGUUUUUAUGACGAAUGCCUUCGCAAGUAUGGUUCGAUAUCUGUAUGGUUAUACUGCACGGAAAUAUUCGAUUUUCUCAGCCUGUCUGCCGUCAUAAACGACAGAAUUUUUUGUGUGCACGGAGGUUUAUCACCGUCGAUACAGAAUCUGAACCAGAUUCGAGCACUGGACAGGAAGCAGGAGGUACCUCACGACGGACCAAUGUGCGACCUUCUGUGGUCUGAUCCCGAUGAUACGACGGGAUGGGGUUGCAGUCCUAGGGGAGCUGGUUUCCUUUUCGGAAGUGACAUUGUGCAGACAUUCAAUCACGAGAACAGCAUUGAACUCAUCUGCAGAGCACAUCAGCUGGUGAUGGAAGGAUACAAGUGGCAUUUUGGGGAAUCUGUCCUUACGGUCUGGAGUGCCCCCAACUACUGUUACAGAUGCGGCAAUGUGGCCGCCAUCCUGGAAUUGGACGACAAUUUACAAAGAUACUUCACAAUUUUUGAGGCUGCACCACAGGAGCAUAGAGCAGUGCCCAACAAAAAACCUUUACCAGAUUACUUCCUCUGAACAGUUGCCGCCAUACAUAUUCUUUUGUGUACAGUUUUGCUCUUGCACAAACCUUAUUCGCUGGUGGAAUGAUGAGUUCGAAUUACAUUUCAAAACGCAAUCUUCAGAACCAUCCCUUCGCACUCAUGUUUUUGUUAUUUUUAAUUUUCCAAAUCAGAGUUAAACAUUUCUUGCCCUUGGGAUCGAUUGCGGAUUGAAACAUCUAAUUUUGAAAGAUGGUUAUUUUGCGUUUUCAAAAUUUACAUGAAAUUGUUACUAACAGGUUUAAUAUUCUAUUGGGUUUCGUGAUGCGCUAUAGGAACCUGAAAAUUAAGCUUCAGAAUAACGCAUAUGUUUCUGUAAUUUUUCUUAUGGCGUGUUGAUUUAAUUUUCAUUUCUACCAAUAUCAUUUUCUGUACAGUUUAUUUUGGUCACUU
This is a messenger RNA of Symsagittifera roscoffensis, 1348 nucleotides long. Its product is annotated as serine/threonine-protein phosphatase 4 catalytic subunit. Bases 9 to 932 code for a protein of 307 amino acids. NCBI's taxonomy places the organism in Eukaryota, Metazoa, Xenacoelomorpha, Acoela, Convolutidae. The transcript has a single exon. Gene Ontology annotation, molecular function: protein serine/threonine phosphatase activity. Gene Ontology annotation, cellular component: nucleus; cytoplasm. The record is from RefSeq and is a predicted model, not a curated record. Gene Ontology annotation, biological process: double-strand break repair via homologous recombination.